Molecule: messenger RNA, 3416 nt
Organism: Quercus lobata
Lineage: Eukaryota; Viridiplantae; Streptophyta; Magnoliopsida; Fagales; Fagaceae
Product: putative receptor-like protein kinase At3g47110
Exons: 2
Coding region: 78-3257 (1059 amino acids)
Biological process (GO): protein phosphorylation
Molecular function (GO): protein binding; protein kinase activity; ATP binding
Source: RefSeq, a predicted model, not a curated record
UGCAACCAAGUGAUGUUGGUUAUUCAUUUGCAUAUCUGAGACCACAAUAUCUCCUAGCCUUCUGCUUCUCAAACCAAAUGAAGCUUCACCAAACCAAUUUAUUUGCAUUUUGGCCUAUACUCCUCUUUUCUAUAAGCCUACUAUGCUUAUUGCAACCUACCAUGACUGCCAUCCCUCCAACAAAUGAAACUGAUCGUUCGGCUUUGCUUAAAUUCAAAGAAUCAAUCACUAACACAUAUAUGAUGUUGAGCUCAUGGAAUGAUUCUAUGCACUUCUGCCACUCGUCUGGAAUCACAUGUGGCCGACGACACCAAAGAGUCACGGCCUUGGACCUACAAGGUUAUAAGUUACGAGGAUCCAUAUCACCUUACAUCGGCAACCUCACCUUCCUUAGGAUCAUCAAUCUCCAAAACAACAGCUUCUAUGACAAAAUCCCACAUGAAGUUGGCCGUUUGUUCCGACUACAAGAGCUGUAUCUUAACAAUAACACAUUGGAAGGUGAAGUACCAUCCAUUUUAUCCAACUGCUCCAAUGCUAGAAUCAUAAAUUUUAAUUGGAAUGAACUUAAUGGGAAAAUUCCAGCAGAGUUAGGCUCUUUGAAGAAGCUUGAAACGCUUGCGCUUCGUGCAAACAAUCUGACAGGAAGAAUUCCACAAUCUUUUGGUAAUCUUUCAUCAAUUAGAAAUUUAUCUCUACCAGUUAACAAAUUGGUGGGAAAUAUACCAUAUCACAUUGGUCAUCUGAAAAGCUUAGUCCGAUUCAGCAUUUCUGCCAAUGAAAUCUCAGGUACAAUACCUUCCUCCCUUUAUAAUAUAUCAUCUCUCCAAAUAAUCUCAGUCUCAAUAAACCAACUCAGCGGUACACUGCCAGCCAACAUUGGCCUCACUCUCUUUAAUCUCAAAUUACUUUUAUUUGGUAUUAAUGAAUUCUCUGGGCCAAUUCCUAUUUCAUUAUGCAACGCAUCUCAGCUUCAAGUCCUUGAUCUUGGUUUAAACAAUUUUUCAGGAUUAGUUCCAACUAAUUUGGGAAAUCUACCAGAUCUUUGGUAUAUAGACUUAUAUAGCAAUUGCCUAGGAAGGGGCCUGGAUUUCUUAAAAUCUUUGACCAAUUGUAGUGGACUAGAUUUUUUGGAUUUUGGUACAAACCAAUUUGGAGGUGUUUUGCCUAUACAUGUUGGUAACUUGUCAACCCAACUUACGGGAUUAUAUUUUGGAAGCAAUGAAAUUUCUGGAACUAUUCCUGUAACAUUAGGGAAUCUUGUCAACUUAAUUGCCUUAGGCUUGGAGAAUAAUCUUUUCACAGGCCUCAUUCCCACUAUUUUCGAGAAGUUUCAAAAAAUUCAAAAAUUGACUUUAAAUGGAAAUAGAUUGCUAGGAGAGAUACCAACCUCCAUAGGCAACCUUACUCAGUUAUUCGAACUCCAUUUAGAUGGAAACAGAUUAGAAGGAAGCAUACCUCCAAGUCUAGGUAAUUGCCAAAAUUUGCAAAUCUUAAGCAUUUCACAAAAUAAUCUUAGUGGAUUCAUCCCCCCGCAGCUUAUUGGUCUAUCUUCCCUUCCAAUACUACUUAACCUGUCUCACAACUCAUUUUCCGGCAAACUACCUUUUGAAAUAGGCAAUCUGAAAAAUAUUUACCAACUUGAUAUCUCUGAGAAUAAUUUGUCUGGGGAAAUUCCUAGCUCUAUAGGAGACUGUUUGAGCUUGGAGUACCUUAGCUUGGAAGGUAAUUCCUUUGAAGGAUCCUUACCGUCAUCUAUAGCUUUCUUAAAAGGCCUCAAAUUCCUUGAUGUUUCAAGAAAUAACCUGUCAGGCUCAAUUCCAAAAGGUUUAGAAAAGCUUCCUUUUUUAAAAGAAUUGAACCUCUCAUUCAAUGAUAUCAAGGGUGAGUUGCCAACAGAGGGAGUUUUCAAAAAUGCAAGUGCUAUAUCAGUGAUCGGAAAUACUAAACUUUGUGGUGGUGUUCCACAACUGUUGUUGCCUCCAUGUCCUAUUGAAGUCAUAAAACCUACAAAGUCCCUUUCAUUCACACUUAAAAUUGCAACCAUUGUUGUUGUUGUAUGUUUCCUUUUGUUUUCAUUCAUUCUUUUUCUUCAUCGGAGGAAAAAAUCAAAAAGGAAUUCAUCUUCUUUGGAUUCAACAAUAGACCUCCUGCCAAAUGUUUCUUAUAAAAUGCUUUAUCAGGCAACCAAUGGAUUUUCUCCUAGUAACUUAGUUGGGACUGGCAGUUUUGGCUUUGUAUAUAAAGGAGUUCUUCACCCCGAGGAAAGAUUAGUUGCUGUAAAGGUCCUUAACCUUCAACGAAAGGGUGCUUCCAAGAGUUUUAUGGCUGAAUGUAAUGUACUAAGAAAUAUCCGACAUAGGAAUCUUGUCAAGAUAUUAACAUGUUGCUCGAGCAUGGAUUACAGUGGGAAUCAAUUUAAAGCUCUAGUCUUUGAAUUCAUGACAAAUGGGAGUUUAGAUAUCUGGCUUCAUCCAAAGAUAAACAGGGAAGAUCAAUCAGGGGUCCUGAGCCUUCUUCAAAGACUAAAUAUUGCAAUUGAUGUUGCUUGUGCAUUAGAUUAUCUUCACAACCAUUUUGUGCAACCAAUCAUUCAUUGUGAUUUGAAGCCAAGCAAUAUUCUUAUUGACAAUGACAUGGUGGCUCAUGUAAGUGAUUUUGGUUUAGCAAGACUCGUCUCAACUGUUACUGAUUCUUCUCAAAAGCAAAGUAGUACAAUUGGGAUAAAGGGGUCUAUUGGCUAUGCUGCUCCAGAGUAUGGCAUGGGUGACGAAGUAUCAACAGCGGGGGACGUGUAUAGCUUUGGAGUAUUUCUAAUGGAGAUGUUCUUGGGAAAGAGACCAACUGAUGAAAUGUUUAAAGAUGAUCUCAAUCUCCACAAUUUUGUUAAGAUGGCAUUGCCAAAACGACUUGUUCAAAUUGUGGACCCAACACUUCUCAUAAGAGAAGUUGAAGAAAUUCCAGCAGUUGCAGUGCUAGCUAGAGAAUAUAAUAAUGAGAAUGAAAUUGAAGCAGAAGAAGUAAAUCAAGGUAAUGUUAAUCACUGCCAAGUGGAAGCUAAUGUGUAUAAGUGCUUAGUCUCAGUCCUUGAAAUUGGUCUUGCAUGUUCCAUGGAGUCACCAAAAGAAAGAAUGAAUAUGGAGGAAGUUAGCAAGGAACUACAUUCAAUAAAAAAUGCUUUUCUUGGUUCUAGAUUUGAAGAGGUUAGAGAAUCCAAGCUGAGGUCCUUCUACAUUUCAAAUUUGAAUUUGCUUAAAUAAAAUUGCACAUGACAAUUGUCUCAUAAAUUGGUGAUGUCCUAAGUUGUAACAUACUGGCCAUUACUGUUUUUAUUCUUUUGGGCAGAUGAUCUUGAUUGUAUAACUAAAUUUUCUGUAUUAAAUUAUUUGAGUAACAUAUUCGAUUGUUUAGACCUGACC